This is a messenger RNA of Letharia columbiana, 357 nucleotides long. RefSeq lists its product as uncharacterized. NCBI's taxonomy places the organism in Eukaryota, Fungi, Ascomycota, Lecanoromycetes, Lecanorales, Parmeliaceae. The record is from RefSeq and is a predicted model, not a curated record. Bases 1 to 357 code for a protein of 118 amino acids. The transcript is spliced from 4 exons.
AUGAGUGGAACAUCAAGCGUUGGUGGUCGUGGUGUCUACGAAGCUGGGGACCAGCGCAACUCGAAAGACUCGGAGACCAACGUCGCGGACAGGUACCAUGAAGGACAGCCAAACAGCCACAAGGCAAAUGACUCCAAGGAUGAGAGAUCGAUUGCCAACAAGCUAGCUCGAGAGGGAAAGCGUCAAAAUGAGCCAGAGGAGAUCUCCAAGGAGGCUGCUGAGUACAAGAAAGAUCCUACUUUGCCCGCGAAGAACCACGGCAACGAGCCUUCCAAGGGUGCCAAGAUCGAUGCGGAGAUUCAACAAGAGGAGGAAGAGAUGUUGAAGAAGAAGGGUGCUUGGGGUUCCAAGCAGUAG